CAAUAUAUGAGAAAGUCCAUGCAAUUGCUUUUACCCGCAGGAGUCAGAGGAGCGUGAUUUGAAUAUAAACACCUCUUGAUCCUCUAAUUCCCCCGCAUUCGUGGCCUCAUUUCUACACCUUUGCCAAACCAGAGAUUCCCUCAUCCUUGGCCGCAGAACUUUUAGGAACCCCCGCACUAUCUCCAAAACCCACCCCGCAUUCUUAUAUUUAUAUACCAACACCUCCUCCUCUCUCUCCCACCACCCACCAUGCCCUCCCGCUCCGAAAUCUCCUACUUCGGCGCCGGCCCCGCCGGCCUGCCCACCUCUGUCCUCGAAACCGCCGCCAAAUCCCUCGUGAACCACAACGACACCGGGCUCGGUCUGGCCGAGCACUCGCACCGCUCCGCGCUCGCCUCGGGCAUCCUCGAGGACACAAAGGCGCAUCUGGCGUCCUACCUCGACAUCCCCGCCGACUAUGACAUCCUCUUCAUGCAAGGUGGGGGCAGCGGCGAGUUCUCCGCUACGCUUUACAACUUCAUCGGCUUCUGGGUCGAGAAGCGCAGACUCGAGAUUGCCAAGGCACUCGGCACCGAUGACGAGGCUGCCGUAACAGUCGCCCUCAAGAAAGCCGUCGACGAGGAGCUCAAAGUCGACUACCUCGUUACCGGCUCCUGGUCCCUCAAAGCCUCCCAAGAAGCCGCGCGCCUCCUCGGCUCCGAACACGUCAACGUCGCUACCGACUCCCGCACCGCCGCCAACGGCAAAUUCGGCACCAUCCCCGAGGAGUCCACCUGGGCCCUCUCCGCGGCCCCAGCAUUCACCUAUUUCUGCGACAACGAGACGGUAGACGGUGUUGAAUUCGCCGCCUUCCCCGCCGCCAUCGACGACGGCCGCAUCGUCGUGGCGGAUAUGUCGUCCAACAUCCUCUCUCGCCGCAUCCCCGUCUCCAAAUACGCCGCUAUCUUCUUUGGCGCGCAGAAGAACCUCGGGACCGCUGGGAUCACCGUGGUGGUGAUCCGGAAGAGCCUUUUGCCGCCUUCAUUGGCGACGCCGUCGGCGAAGUUGAUGCGUCAGUUGGGUUUGCCGAUUCCGCCGAUUAUUUUGGAUUAUGCGACGAUUGCGAAGAAUAACUCGCUGUAUAACACAUUGUCAGUCUUUGAUGUUUAUAUCGCGGAUCUGGUCCUGCAGUCGCUGCUGGCUACAUACCCGAAUAAGGUUGAUGGACAGCAGGCCGUCUCGGAGCAGAAGGCUAAGGCUAUCUACUCUGCGCUCGAGGCACACCCGCAAGUCUACGAGAUCGUCCCCCACACCUCAGCCCGCUCCCGCAUGAACAUCUGCUUCCGCAUCCUCGCCCCCAAAGCCGAAGCCGAUUUCCUCACCGGCGCCACCGCACUCGGGCUCCAGGGUCUGAAGGGCCACCGCAGCGUCGGCGGUAUCAGGGCUAGCAACUAUAACAGCGUGUCUGUCACUUCGGCGGAGAAGUUGGCGGCGUAUCUGGGGGCUUUUGCUACGGGUGCGUAGGUGUCUGUGAGCUAAGUAAGAUAGGAAUGUGUUAGGUAUUGGCGUUUUUUGCUGUUUUGGGUUCGGGAGAGCAGUUUCAACAUGGGUGGGUAGAUGGUCCUUCACGACCAUCUACAGGGAGGAGAGGGUUUGAUAACGAGGGUAGAGCGGGGGGGCAUCUUUGGCCAGGUGGACAGACAUACAUAUUAAAGUACUCAUAUCACAAAAACAAACAAGUCUU
Messenger RNA from Pseudogymnoascus destructans, 1723 nucleotides. RefSeq names its product phosphoserine transaminase (gene SER1). Gene Ontology annotation, biological process: L-serine biosynthetic process. The record is from RefSeq and is a predicted model, not a curated record. Bases 250 to 1503 code for a protein of 417 amino acids. Gene Ontology annotation, cellular component: cytoplasm. Lineage: Eukaryota; Fungi; Ascomycota; Leotiomycetes; Thelebolales; Thelebolaceae. The transcript has 2 exons. Gene Ontology annotation, molecular function: pyridoxal phosphate binding; O-phospho-L-serine:2-oxoglutarate transaminase activity.